Messenger RNA from Salvia splendens (bonfire salvia), 2371 nucleotides. RefSeq names its product SRSF protein kinase 1. Bases 193 to 1827 code for a protein of 544 amino acids. Lineage: Eukaryota; Viridiplantae; Streptophyta; Magnoliopsida; Lamiales; Lamiaceae. The transcript has 4 exons. The record is from RefSeq and is a predicted model, not a curated record. Gene Ontology annotation, molecular function: protein serine/threonine kinase activity; ATP binding. Gene Ontology annotation, biological process: peptidyl-serine phosphorylation; spliceosomal complex assembly; regulation of mRNA processing.
UUUAAUACUAGUAGGAUUGCGUAAAAGAAAAUAUACGAACGAUUCUCAUCCCUCUUCCUCACUCCAAUUUCAAUAUAAACCCUAACCAGUCCCGUUUCUCUCUCUGUACCUUACUCGCCGACAUAAGUCAGAGCUGCCAUUUCUGGCUAAUCGCGUUGAAAUCUGCAGCUUUCUAUUGAUUUUGAUUCGCGGAUGGCGGAAGAGGCGGCGCGCGAGAGGGACGGCGGUGAUCGGAGCGAGACGAGCGACUACACGUCGGAGGAUGAGGGAACGGAGGACUACAGGCGCGGCGGAUAUCACGCCGUGCGGAUCGGUGACACAUUUAAGCAUGGAAGAUAUGUCGUUCAGAGCAAGCUUGGCUGGGGCCAUUUCUCCACCGUUUGGCUAGCUUGGGACAUUCAGAAAUCUAUAUAUGUAGCUCUGAAGGUUCAAAAGAGUGCACAACACUACACUGAAGCAGCAAUGGAUGAGAUCACUAUUCUAAAAGAGAUUGCUGAGGGAGAUCCAGAGGAUAAAAAAUGUGCUGUGAAACUUUUGGAUCACUUUAAGCAUUCAGGUCCAAAUGGUCAGCAUGUGUGUAUGGUCUUUGAAUACUUGGGAGACAAUCUUCUAACCCUAAUUAAGUAUUCAGCCUACCGAGGUCUUCCCCUUCACAAGGUUAAAGAAAUUUGUUUCCACAUUUUAGUGGGACUGGAUUAUCUGCAUCGUAAAUUAUCAAUCAUACACACAGAUCUGAAACCAGAGAACAUAUUGCUUUGGUCCCGGAUAGACCCGUCUAAAGAUCCUACUAAAUCAGAGGCACCUCUCAUCCUCCCUACCAGUAAGGGAAAGAUUGCAUUUGAAUCUCAGGCUUCAAAAGAUGUUAAAGGGACAUGCAGUGACCUACCUAAAAACCAGAAAACGCAAAUCAGGAGAAAGACUAAUCCAGCAGCGAGGAGAUGUGCUGGCUAUGAAGCUUCUGAGGAAGCUGAGCCAGAUAAUGAGGCAAGUGGAAAUCAAGAUUCUCACGAAGGUGACAAAUCCAAUGGAGAGGGAAAAUUUGAUGCUUCAAUUCUUGGAUCAGCAAACAAUGAUGAAAGUAGUGAUGGGUAUAUUGGGACUAAGGAUAACAAGAGGGGUACCCAGUCUGCAAGGAAGAAGCUCUUGGCUGAGGUUGAUCUAAAGUGCAAAUUGGUUGAUUUUGGAAGUGCAUGUUGGACACACAAACAAUUCACCAGUGAUAUUCAGACAAGGCAGUACAGAUGCCCGGAGGUUAUUUUGGGAUCUAAGUACUCAACAUCAGCUGAUAUGUGGUCAUUUGCUUGCAUUUGCUUUGAGCUGGCCACCGGCGAUGUCCUUUUUGACCCACAUAGUGGUGAAAACUUUGAUCGUGAUGAGGACCAUUUGGCCCUGAUGAUGGAGCUUCUUGGAAUGUUGCCACGCAAGGUUGCUUUAGGCGGACGUUACUCUCGAGACUUCUUUAAUAGAUUUGGAGACUUGAGACAUAUUAGAAGAUUGAGAGUUUGGCCUCUCGUGAAGGUACUUUCGGAGAAAUAUGAGUUCCGUGAACAAGAUGCUAGUGAGAUGGCUGAUUUCCUUAUUCAGAUACUAGAUUUUGUGCCUGAGAAAAGGCUGACAGCCGCUCAAUGUCUUAAUCAUCCAUGGAUAAGUGGAGGCCCUCGCCAAUUAGCCCCUUCGACCUCUCAACCCAAGGAACUAGAAAAUAGUAGUUCUGAUAAGAAGAGGGACAAGGAUGAGAGGGAGGCGAUGGAGGUUAGAGUGGGAAAUAUUGCUAUUGAUGGAGCAUCAAGGCGUACCAAAGAUUCUAUAUCUUUAUCACACCCAUAAAGAACCAUUGAUCAUGAUCUGGUAUCGUAUUCAGUCACUUACACGUUGAUCUUGUAUGAAGCUUGCUUGGACAGCUGUAAUCCCAUGGCCUCUCUAAUUAUGUGGAUGGUGUGCACCAAUUGUUGAGUUCAAGUGAGAAAAAUAUCGGGAAAGCAAUUUUAACACAGUUCAAUAAUUGAUACACCGGCCAGGAGCAUGUGUUAUUGCUGGUUGUCCUUGGUAUGAUUAUUUAAUUACUUUCAUAACUAGGUCUGGCAUACGGCUGGUCUUAUCUGUACAUUUUACUGGUGCACUUUUACUCUUUGGCUAACCAUCGUUGGUGUCUGCCUGUUCCUGAGUCUAAAACUGUGUACGGUGGUGUGUGUGCGCGCAUGUGCGCUUGUAUGCUAGGUUUGUCCAUGCAUGACGGAGGAUGUGGCGGUAUUGUAGCUAGAGAAAAUAAUAGUACCUCAAGCCAUCUGAGAAGAGUUGUAACCUGACUGUCAUUGUAUCUUAUUAUUCAUUAUAAGCAAUUGAGCUCUCAUUUUCAGAGGUGAUUUUUCAA